GUUUCACCUACUGUAUCUCAUUUCCUCCCAGGACAAACUCAUCGUCAAAGUUUAACUUCCUUGGGGGGUUUUAAAACUCCGACAAAUUACAACAUAAACACCAUGAAUUUCGAUGAAGUAAAAAGGCAGCUCGAACAAGAGGGCAAUUCUAAAAAUGGGUCAAUCGUUGAUUCCAUGCCUUUCAAAUUCUUUGAGCCCUUUAUUGUUCAAGGCAUCAAAGUUGAUCUUGUUGAACCGGGUCGGGUCAUCUGCUCCAUGACUGUCCCUCCUCGUCUACUGAACACAGCUAAUUCAUUACAUGGUGGGGCCACUGCAGCUCUAGUGGAUAUAUUGGGUUCUGCUGCUAUAUAUACAACUAAAUUGGCUUCUCCUGGUAGUGGCGUUUCGGUCGAAAUUAGUGUGUCUUAUGUUGAUGCUGCUUAUGCCGGUGAGGAAAUCGAGAUAGAAUCUAAGGUACUACGUGUUGGCAAGGCUAUUGCUGUUGUCACUGUGGAACUGAGGAAGAAAAAGACGGGAAAAGUAAUUGCUCAUGGGCGUCAUACUAAAUAUCUUGCCGUUGCCAGUAAAUUGUGAGCACUGUUGCCUCAUCUGGAUAGGUUGUACUACUAUCCUGCAUUGUUGUCCAUUACAUGUGAAAAAUCAGUAUCUAGAUCUAUAGAUUAUACUAUUCGCGAUGCCUGGUAUGGCUAGCAGUUACUCGUUCUGCUAUGGAGCAUAAUAAAUCUUUACCUUCAUGUAUUUCAUUUGAUCAUAGUUAUUUUACAUGAAUGCUCAGUUUUCGUUUUCAAUUAUCUAAGUAUGAAUGCUCAGUUUUCAUUUUCAA
Daucus carota subsp. sativus is the source of this 823-nucleotide messenger RNA. RefSeq lists its product as uncharacterized. Gene Ontology annotation, molecular function: fatty acyl-CoA hydrolase activity. The transcript has 3 exons. Bases 103 to 573 code for a protein of 156 amino acids. NCBI's taxonomy places the organism in Eukaryota, Viridiplantae, Streptophyta, Magnoliopsida, Apiales, Apiaceae. The record is from RefSeq and is a predicted model, not a curated record.